Molecule: messenger RNA, 5639 nt
Organism: Gallus gallus (chicken)
Lineage: Eukaryota; Metazoa; Chordata; Aves; Galliformes; Phasianidae
Exons: 2
Coding region: 4396-5520 (374 amino acids)
Source: RefSeq, a predicted model, not a curated record
AGAGGAAGCUGGAGCUGCACUCAGGGCCAGCGCUGUGGGCUCUGUCCCUCUGCAGCUCAGGCAGGGGGAGCUGCAUGGCAGCUGGCUGCAUCGUGUGGCUGCCCUGUUUCUGCCGUCACCUGUUGCAGCAGCUCUGCUAUGUGCUUUCUGCUGGAGGCUGCUUUCUGCUGCAGGUCGUGGAUUGUCUGUCUGUGUCUACUGAGCUGCUGUAAGUUUUGCAUCUCCCGGGCCUUGGUGGCUGCCAGCACCUCCUGCUGCUGUGCCAGGCUGCGCUGCAAGGUCUGGUUCUGCUCCUUCUGAGCCCUCAGCUGCAGAAAGGUUCCACAUGAGUAGAGGCCACAGUGCUGUGCCACUGCUGCUUCCUGUGCCCUCCCCCUGAGGAUUCCAGCUCCCUGCUGCAUGGGCUUUGUUGCAGGCAGUGGGGCGCCCGGUGUGCCAGGCUGAGCCCCCCCCUAGUGCCCCCAAGCUUGGCUUGCUGCCUACCUGCUCCUCCAGGGCUUGGAGUUGCUCUUGGCUCUUCUGUAGUUCCUGUUUGGCAUGGGCAGCAGCAUGCCACUGGCUCAGCUCCCUCUGGAGCCACACUGCCAGCUCCCUGCAAGCAUGGCCACAACUGGAGCAGCCCUGGGUCCCCUCCCUCUAAAGAGAAGGCACGGGGCAGGAGUCUGCCUGUGCUGGGGCAUGGUGCCCACAUACCUGCUUUCUGCUGCCACCUGUGGUGCUUGCGGCUCCACUAUGCUGCUGUCAGCUGGGUGCUGUGUGCUGCUCCUUGCACAAGAGCAUGGUUGUUCCUCUGUGCGCUGCAUGGUGCUCCCUGCACAUGGCCACAGCUGUUCCUCCUUGUGCUGUGGGUGGCUCUGAGCUGCCAGUGACCGUGCUGGGACCUGGGCUGCUUGAGACAGGGCUGCUUGGUGGCACUGCCUUCUGCCCUGGGCUUCUGAGUAAAGAGGGGCAGGGCUCAACCCUGCAUCGCAGAUCUGGGGCACUGACUCUCCUCAGAGCUCCUGGGCUGCUUCCUGCUGCACUCAGGGCCCUGUGUGCCAUGGGCCAUGUGCUACCUGCUCACCUCUCCAGAACUGUCUGGGACAACACCGCGCUGUAACUCUGCAACCGGUGAUGCCUCACAUGCACAGGGACCCUUCUCAUUCUCCCUUACAUUGCACCAGGAUACCCUGAGUGCUGCUACAGCACAUGAGCGUGGCAGCCCUGAGCUCCAUGCUGGAGCUGCCAGAGCAGCAGGCUGCAGGCCCCACUUGUCCUGGCCCCAUUAACAUAGAUGUUCCUCUCUGUGACCUCCUACCUUCCUUAGUAGUUCUGUGCCCUGUUGAUGACAUGUUCUGUGCCCAGCACUGAUGCUCUUUGAUUGCCCACUUCUUCCUGUGGUGCUUUGACCCUGCUUGCACGGUCACCUGUGGGAGCAGCACAUCGGGGCACUGCCUGCCAGCUCCUGGUGGUCCGCACGCUGGCACUGUGCCUGAGGCACGGACCUGCUCAAGUUGCUCUGUGUGCUCCUCCAGGAGAUCAUCACUGGUACUGGAACUACUGCAGGAAUCUGCAGAGGUGGCAUCUGUCUGAGCUGCGUCCUUCUGGCUCUGUGGAUAGGUGCAGCGCUGUGUGUGGGACCCCAGCAGAGUGCACUGUGCCAUGCUCUGCCCAUGGAGGGGCUGGGACUGGGGCUGGAGAAAGCUGAGCUGGGGCAGCCUGAUGGUAGUGGGCUUUGGGACAGGCUUUUGGCAAAGGGACACAGCCAGUCCCAUGGGGCUGCAGCUCCUGGCCCUUGGUCCCUGCCACAGACCUUGGUGCCCUUCCCAGGGUGGCAGUGUCUGCUGUCCCCCAGCAGCCCUAGGCAGCAGCCCCUGACCCAUGCUGGGGCGCAGAGGAGGGCAGCAAGCCCAGCACCGUGGCUCCCAGGCUGCAGGGAUGGAACAAGUGCCACGAUGGUUGGUACUGCUGGAGACCCCGACCCAUGGGGGCUGCAGAGACCCAGCUCUGCUCUGUUGAGCAGACAGACCCACAACAACUGUCUGCUUGGAGCUGGGAGUGUGGUGCUGCAUUUUUGUCCUGCACAUGGCAGCUAGAAUGUGCCCUGUGCUCUGAGGGCUGAUCACUGCCCUCUGCAGAGCUGUUGGGUAGCAGUGGUGCCUCGCUGGGUCUGAGAUGGUUGCAGGGGACAUGUGGCUGAGGGUGGGUAACUUGCACAGCCCAGCCUGUGGCCUUUGCACUGGGCAGCGGUACCUGUUCCAUCAUCGCCUGGUACUGGUGCUUCUGAGAGAUCAAGUCCUGGUGCUUCUGCUCCACUGCAAACAUCUGCAGCUGCAGCUGGGCCAGCCGCAUGAGGUUCAGGUGCCUGCAGUUGUCCAAGUCCUUCUGCAGCGUCUGGAGGAAGGCUAGCAUGUCCUGCUGCUGUGAGUCCUGGCAUGUCCAGGCCUCUCCAUGCUGUGGCUCCAGCACUGCUGCUUCUCUCUGGUCCUAGGACACAGCACGAGCAGCAGCUUGUCUGUGUCAUGUCUGUGCAUGGUACCCGGUGUCAGCCCACCCUGCACCCCUGACAGACACUGGGGCUGGACAGAUGUGCUGCAGGGCCAGGUUCUGGUCAGCAAGCAGCACUGGACUGCUGGGUGCAGACCUCUCCCCGUAUGUCUGUUCAGCCGUCUCCUGGGGGUCUCAGGCACUACUGCUGCCCAGCUCUGCAGCAUGCUGGUGUAACCUGCGGCGGCUGUGAAAAAAUGGUGACAGUUGCACCAGAGCAGCUGCAGAAGAGCCGGAUGCCCUCCCUAAGCCCUCGCACUGUUCCCAGGCCCCAGGGGUGGGCUCUCUGUUGGCACAGGUGAUGGCUGCCCAGGGCCUCCCCACUGCCUGCCCACCAACCUGUGCUGCACACCCACUGCCCAGCACUGCUUACCUGGGACCGACAGGACUCCAUCUCCUGCUGCUGUGGCUGGGUGGGGCUGCUCAGCUCUGCCAUGAUCACCUCUGCCCCUUGUAGGCCUCCCCAGGUCUCCCUAGGCUGGCAUCUCACUGCAGGAACCUCCCUGAACAUUCCAUAUUCUGGUCACGUUCUCUGUGCUGGAGAGACCAGUACAUGGGACAAGACAACCACAGACAGCUCUGGGUCCCAUGGAAGGGGACAGCUAGGGACAUCACCCAGCCCUGCUCACACCAUUGGUGCUGCGGCUCCCAGGAACACCCGCUGCCUGUGAAGUGUGGUACCACUGCCAGGCUGGAGGCACACGGGGUUCACCCAACCCCAGCAGCAUCAGUCCCUCCUCUCCAGGGUGCAGAGCCCCAGCAGUGCCUGCAGCUCUCACCUCCCUAUGCCACACUCCCCCUUGCCCACGCUGCGUCCCCGGCACGGCAUGGCACACUUCCCACUGUAGCCCAGCCCUGGCCUGGUUCUGAGGACAAUGCCUGGAACCAGAACCCGGUGACACAGUGCCUGGCCCAGGUGCUGCACAGCAAAUCACUCCUGGUACCACUGUACCCAGUACUGGCAGGGGCCAAACCUUCUGGCAGCCUCGUGCUGCUCUCAUGUGUUCACACCCUCACAUCUCUGUGCCAUCCUUGUGCCACACUCCAGCCAUGCUGCCGAGGCACGGAGCGGAGCUGUGCUUGGUGCCAUGCCCUGGGAUGGCUGCGUCCCGGCAGGGCUCGCGGAGCUUCACAGUGCUGCCAGAGGAGGGAUCGACUGCAUCGACAGCAGCUGCUGCUCCGUGCUUCUGUCCAAAAAGGUCCAGCUCCCUGCGCACCCAACAGCUCUGGGCAGUGCUUUAGGACAUCUGUCCAGGUAUGCAGAACAUUUCAGAGCUUAGAAGUCCCCUGCACUUUAACUUCCGUUCCAUGGCAGCUCUGUCCUUGCUGUACCUGCCACAGCACUGAGGGAAUGUUGCCUCUGAGCCACCGCUAGGUGUGAUUUCAGUUAAAUCUCAGUAUUUAUUGCCCAUGCUAAUAAUGGAAUGUCCUGAGAACACCGUCUGGUUGUAACCAACUCACUGGCACCAGCGCAGCACCUUUCUCAGCAGCUGCCUUCCCACCACUGACCAUCGGCACUCUGUGCCUUUCCCAGCGCUGCCUGCCGGCUCUGCCGGCUCCGUUCUCUCCAAAACCUGUCUGCUUUGCAGCAAAAAUUUUCCAUGCUGCGCCUUUGCCUGAAGAUGCACUUAAUUCAAAUGUUUGAUUAACCUCCUUUCAACCAUUUCCGAGUUACGGAAUGAGUGGAAAAAUACUCACAUGUAAGAACUGACUGGUGUUAAAAAUAACUCAAACCGCAGGAAAAAUAGCUGCAUUUUUUCAGCUUAACUGGGCUUCGUCCCCACAGGGCCCCACGCUUCCCCCAGAAACAAACACAAAUACAGCAACAUUUGGGUGUGCUCAGAUAGUGAAGCCGAGGCCUGGAAGGGGAUGGAGAGAAAAGAGGAAACUGGAAGGGGAAGAGGAAGGGGAAGGGAAAAAGGAAGGGGAAAGGAAAGGAAGGACUCCCACUUUUUCUCAGCCUCUUUCCCAUUUUUUUGGCUCCACUUCAUUGCUUGCCUUUUCAUCUGUUUUGCACCUUUCCACCCUUUCUCGGUCUCCACUUUCAAGCUGGUGAAAAAGGGUGGGGCCAAACUGAAAAGUGGAGGGUGGAAGGCCACAGAACUGCAGACACCACAAAAGGGGCGAGCGGGCGGCGAGAGGCUGGAAGUCAGGAAAAGAAAGGAGGAUGAACGCGUGGGAGGUCCGAGGCCAGGAGAGGGCUGGGUGAGAGGUGAAGACCAAACGGGACUGGGAGGGGUUAAGGGCAGCCGAAAAGAGCCGGAGCCCCGAGGGGCGCGCGGUCAGAUCAGAUCCCCCCGCCCGGCUGUGUCUGUCCAGCGGCGCCCGGCAGGGGUCGCCCUCGCCCCGCGCUCCCCGCGUUGGCGGCCGUGGCGGCUGUGGCUCCUCCCGCCGGGGCGCGGCGCUGCGGAGGGGAGCGCGGAACCUUUGUUCUCCGGAGCCCUCCGGCAGCCCCCGCCCCGCGCUCCGCCCGCGCCGCAGCGCCCCCUCCUGGGCCCGGCGGGAGUUGCCGUCUCGAUUGGCCGCUCGCGGAGCCGGGGCGCUGCCUCGGUCACGGAAAACGCCCGGCGGGAGCGCGGCGCGGCUCAGAGGCGGCUCGCGGCGGGGCUGCACGCUGCGGCAGAGCGCGUUCCCCGACCGUAUGCGGAGGGCUCCGAGCCGGACCCCGUCCUAUGGCUCCUCGGGGCGCAUGGUGGGGCCCGGCGCCCCUACCGGCACAGGCACGGGCGGGGACGGCGGACAGACGGAGAUGUCACAUCCCGGCCCGAACCUGACGGGUGCGGGGGCGGGGGGGGAAUUCCAUUCCACCAGCAGUGCCCUUUGGGUUCGCGGAAGGGAAAACAGAGCAGAAUCUGUGGAAUUUUAAUGAGCCGUAAAGGUUAUUCCUCUGCUGCUGUAGUGAUAAUUUGCAAUUCUCUGUUCGCAGGAAGAGGGUAUCGGCUCCAAUCACAUCUGGGUACCGUCUGGGGCAUACUGUGUGUGUUUGGCUGCUGAGGAAUAUCAACAAAUACGAAUUAUCAGCAGCGUGGCCAGAGUCUGCAGGGGAGAAAUAACGAACAGGGAAGGUUUGCAUGGCUUUGCAUUCUGCAAUGAAAAUGAUCUCAUUAUCCUUU